GACUUCUUCAACCAGGUGGACCCGGAGCCCGAGUAUGGCCGCGGGUAUGGAGUGCCGCCAAGGAGGGACAUGCCCUGGUCACCAUCAAUGGGAGACACGUCUCAGCGACCAUCUCCAGGGCCUCCCGCACCCCGCGACAUGGAUCGGGUCGGGAUGCGGGAUCGCGACCCGCGGCUUGAGGACCCCUAUGCCGGAAUGGACAGAGUCCCUCCGCCAUAUCCGGGAGACCGCGAGCGCGGGUAUGAGGACUUCUACGAUCGCGGGCCACCGGCCGACAGAAGGGCCCACCGCGGACCGCCGGAUGCCUUGGAUUGGAAUCGAGGUCCCCAAAUUCAGAUCCCACCGUCGCCGGGCGCCGACCCGUAUGGUGGCUAUGACGCCGGAUAUCCUGAUCCAGGCUAUGAUGAUGCUUACGACCGGGCUCCUGGCCACAUGCGCGAUGACCCAGGCCGUGGAUUUGGGGGGUACCCAGACAGAGGUCCUGCCUUUUCUCCGGAGGAUGAUCGCUACGAUCGCAUGCGCAGGAGCCCAGGUGGAGGUGGCGACCCAUGGGGAGGCGUUGGCCUCGAUCAAGCACUCCCGAAGCGCGGGCCAGCGCCCAACAACGUGGCGCGGAUCUAUGCCGAGGAGCGCCCGGCGCCGAGUCUGCGGAGUCCGGGCGCUGGACCGCCGCAGAGCCCGCAGCGAUACGAGCCGCAGAUGAUGGAGCCGGACUAUGGCUAUGACCCGCCGCCAUCGACAACAUCCAGCAAGGGCGGGCGAGCCAACGUGCGCGAUCCCAACGCUGGCUCCUUGGGGGGCUUGUUCGGCAGCGAACCGCGAGAUCCACCGCCCAGGAGGGAGCGAAAGGACCCUCGAGACUACCCGGAGCCGGUUCGAGAGCAACGAGGGCCGAACCGGGUGCGGGAGAGCCUGGAUUGGGAUCCACGCGAUCGACACGAUCCUCGGGAUCACGACCCACAAGAACCCCGGGAUUCACGGGAUCCACGCGACUGGGAUGUGCGGGAUCCGCGCGAUCGGGAUCCACGGGAUAUGCGAGAUCCACGCGACAUGCGGGACAUGCGAGACCCUCGCGAUAUGCGGGACAUGCGAGAUCCACGAGAUAUGCGGGAUGCACGAGACCCGCGAGACCUGCGGGAUGCGCGCGACCCGCGUGAGAUGCGUGAUGUCCGCGACCCGUGCGAGGAACCGGAGGAGGCUGCUGGCCCCUCUGGUGGUUGGCGGGGUGAUCUCUUCGACGACGGCCCCAAAGUGCCGACAAUGCCCCGCCCCAACGGAGGACGGCCAUCGAAGGGUGGAGCAGGCUUCCGAGACAUGGAAGCCGACUUCCGGGAGGAGGAAGAGGAGCCAGAGGAGAAACGUUUCAAGGAGCCGCCGGCGCCUGCGAGGCCCGCGCCUCGCUCCCGGCGGCAGCCAGCGCCAGCGGAUGACAGCUGGGGCGGCCAGUCCCUGGGCGAUGCCCUGGCACCGAAGCAGGCGACUCCAUCUGGAUCAACUGCAACCGGAGGUGCAGGUGGCAGUAGCAGCAGCAGCGUGCGCAGCGGAGGGCAGAAGUCAGGGGCGCCAGCAGGUGCUGACGGGAAAUCCGCGGAUUGGAUUACAACCUGGGUGCGUUCCCUGCCGGAGUCCCACGUGCCGGAGAAGAUCCGGGAGGACCUGGCGGGGCUCAUUGCGGAAGGGCAGAUGGAUGGGCGAGCGUUCUCAGAUUAUGUCCAGAAAGUGCCGCCAGAGGUCUGUGCGCCGAAGCAUGCGAUGAAGCUGAAGGCUGCAUGGGCUAACGUCCUGAAAGAGGCGGAAGUGGCAGAGAUGGCCGCUGCUUGCGCAGUCUCAACCAAGCCUGCGCAGAAGGCUACGAUGAUAGUUGUUUGAGCUGAAGAUGUUCUCUUGGGAGGCAGCAGUUGCUGAGGGGUGAUAGCACUGGCUGCUUCACUGCCUUCAUCCAGGGCAGUGAGUGCCAAAAAUGAUGUUUCGCUGUUGCGUCCAGAGCAGGUCAGUCUUUACUGACAAGAGGUUGUUCCAUAAGCUGUGAU
This is a messenger RNA of Effrenium voratum, 2030 nucleotides long. Lineage: Eukaryota; Dinophyceae; Suessiales; Symbiodiniaceae. The record is from the annotation of a GenBank genome assembly.